Messenger RNA from Poecile atricapillus (Black-capped chickadee), 3886 nucleotides. RefSeq names its product estradiol 17-beta-dehydrogenase 11-like. Lineage: Eukaryota; Metazoa; Chordata; Aves; Passeriformes; Paridae. The record is from RefSeq and is a predicted model, not a curated record. Gene Ontology annotation, molecular function: oxidoreductase activity, acting on the CH-OH group of donors, NAD or NADP as acceptor. Bases 120 to 1019 code for a protein of 299 amino acids. Gene Ontology annotation, cellular component: lipid droplet. The transcript has 7 exons.
GGAUCCUGCGGGAGCGGACGGAACCGGCAGCGCGCACUGCGACGAGCAGAGGAUAAAGCAACAGCCCCUCCAAAGAGAUUAAAGUUCAGUUCGGCCCUCAAAAGAGUUCCGGGGAAACAAUGAAUCUGUUUCUGGAGGUUCUCCUGUUUCUGGCUACGCUCCUCUACUCUUACCUGGAGGCUUUUGUGAAGCUGUUCGUGCCUGUGAGGAGAAAAUCUCUCAGUGGGGAGCUGGUGCUCAUCACGGGCGCUGGCCAUGGCGUCGGGAGAGCGACCGCCUUGGAGUUCGCCAAGCGCCAGAGCAGGCUUGUUCUGUGGGACAUCAAUAAGCACGGCGUUGAGGAGACGGCAGCAGAAUGCCAGAAGCUGGGAGCCACUGUUCAAACCUUUGUGGUGGACUGCAGCAAAAGGGAGGAGAUCAACAGCACUGCAGACAAGGUGAAGAAGGAUAUUGGGGAUGUGACUAUCCUGGUGAACAACGCUGGUGUUAUUACAGCUGCCGACUUUCUCUCAACUCAGGACCACCAGAUAGAAAGGAUGUUUGAAGUCAACAUUCUUGGUCACAUGUGGACCACGAGAGCUUUUCUGCCAGUCAUGAUGAACAACAACUACGGGCACAUUGUCACGGUGGCUUCGGCAGCAGGUCAUCUUGUGACUCCUUUCAUGGUGACUUAUUGCUCAAGCAAGUUUGCUGCAGUUGGAUUUCAUAAAGCUCUGACCGAGGAGCUGUCUGCCCUGGGAAAGGAUGGAAUAAAAACAACGUGUCUUUGUCCGGUUUUUAUAAACACUGGAUUUGUCAAAAACCCCAGUACAAGGCUUGGAAAGAUUUUGGAGGUUGAAGAAGUUGUAGAGGCUCUGAUGGAAGGAAUAGUAACCAACCAGAAAAUGGUUUUUGUUCCCUCAAAUCAGAGCGUUGCUUUGCUGCUUGAAAGGGUCUUUCCAGAACGUGCCCUGAACCUUCUGAAGAAGAUGACUGACGUCAAGUUUGAUGCAGUCAUUGGGCAGAGAAGCACCCAGUGAAAAGCAAGAAGUGAUUCUCAUUUCCCAGAGGCACCAGUGAAAACAGAACAUGUGCUGAGUAUAGUUCAGCUGGCUUGAUUCAGAUCAGAGCUCAGGCAAGUGCUUCCAGGCCACUGUUCCCACCUAAGGGCUUAUCCUGCACCUGCAGCUGGAACACACCUGCAUAACAGGGAGUGUUAGCAAAGCAGAGAUGCAGCUCUAGAAGGGCUGCUUUGACUGUACCUCCCAUCACUUCUGUCUCAUUGUGCUGAGGCAGACAGGAAUUUCCACAAAGGUGGGUGGCCUGUUUUCACCUCAAUUUAUAUUUUUUAAUUAUGAAAUGCACUAAUGAAUGCUGAAUUUUCCAUAUUUUUGUUGCAAAUACCUGAAAUAAUACAGGUGUAUAUGUAAUGUACCUAAUUACAUUAAUUACCAAUAACGCAUUUCCACCAUCAAUAUAUCUUUAUAUAAAUAAAUACAGUUCUUUAACACAAAGAACACAGUGUCUUUUGGCAGUGAAAGUCAUAAUCAGGCCCUAGAGAUGCAUUUCAGGUAUGGCAUCAAGGAAUACACCUUUACCUGUAUAAUUUCUCACACUUCUCCUCUGUACUUUCCAGACAUUUUUAAAACACCUUCUCAUGAAAACAGUGCAGUAUUUCUCUACAAAUGAGUGGGUGCCACAAGUGCAGCUCACGCAGGUACCAGGGCCAAAGCCAGGGCUGGGGGUGCAUAGGAAGGCUCCAGUUUAGCCUUCACACAGCUCCUCAACACAAGCCAGGGGCCUGCUCUGAUGGCACAGGAGGUGAAACCCCUGAAGGUGCUUGGCCCGGGUUCCAAGAGAGCAGCAGCAGCUGCUGACACAUGGGUCAAAGACCCCUCCAGAGCACAGAGGAUCUGUGCACCCAGUUGUGCAACUCCCACCCACAGCAGGCACUGCUGGCCCGCAGCCAUCCUAGGCAGGCCUGAAAGUGCUGCCACCUUCAGCACAGUUGGAAUCUGUCCUGUUCACCUGACCCUUUCAAGUUGUUCUGUAAACCAAAUUUCUUUUUCUUCAGAAAAGGGGAGCUCUCACCACCCAGCUCCUCCUGCUCUGAGCUGGCAACAGGUAAAUGUUUUGCUUCCCUCAGCACAAAUAUUUGCUACAUGAGCUAAAUGACACAAAAAUAGUUUCCUUUUUGCUCAUGGAACAUUCAUGUAACAGGACACUCAGCGUGAGUGAAGCCUUACUUCCCAGCUUUGGAUUUUUUGCUUCAUAGAGAAAUCAAAAAGAAAGUAAAGAAAAGGUAAGCAAAUUUCAGAGAAUUAAAAAAUUCCAAAUCUUGCAAGUCAAUUAGGGAGUAUUAGAUGUGGUUAGUAUUUAAAACCAAGGCCCUCCAAAUCCCCAAAGCAUUUGAGAGAAGCAUGUUUUGAGUCCUGAAGGAUAAGGGAGUUCAAUAUGCAUUCAUUUUCAGUAAGCUAUUUUCUAAGUCUGUUUUCCCUGCUUCAGUGGCAUCCCCCAAAUCUAAGAAGAGUGACUUAGUGACUUUUGUGUAUUCUGAAAGAAGUUUUGUCCUGCUUCUAUUUGAACUACAUAUUCAGCUCUUUCUGAGGGGACAGGCCUGUCACAACUGAAAGCUACUUGCUCUUCUCCAUGUUGCUUGAGUUUCCUAGUUUUCUUCUUGGCAUAAAAACAGGACGAAAAGCAAGGACUUUCAGCCUUCAUCUCCUGAACACCAGUGACAGAACUGAGUCACCAAGCCUCCCAGGCUUCUCCGUUCUCUUUCUGGCCACAACACUCAACUGGAUCUUAGCCCAAACUCUGGUCACACAUGGGUGCCCAGCAAGAGUCCAUGUGAGCAGGUUUCAUGCAGCCACCUACAGCUAAGUCCCAAAUUUGAAGAGUGGUACCUCACACCCUGGCCUAAGCACUCCUUAUGAGUCAGGUUAGUGACUCUGGCCCUGUGCUCUGCCUCCUGCUGAGGUGUCUCUUGGAGCUGGUGCUUCCAUGCCCUCCCUGCCUCCUCUUCCUUGGCCCCAGCACUGACUAGAGCCCUGUGCCAGGAAAAUGACAGCACCACUGACUCGUGCAAUUGGGGUCUGGCCCAAACACUGAUGUGUUAAUUAGGCAGAGAACCAAGUUCCAAGAGGAGAGUAGGAAGCGCCUAGUUCUUAGUCUUUGUGCUGGAGUCUGCCCAGACUCCUGCAGACAUAAUGAGAAACAACUCAGUUAGAAAGCACUAUGAUGUUGGCUAGAAAUCUGUGGAGCUCCUUCCUCAGCUCUUCCAGCUGUUCUGUUUUAAGAAAGCACAGGAAUGUGAGGCCCCACAGAAAUUUCAUGUGCCAGGUGCAUUGUGUAGUCUCUGAGGGGCUGCAGCCAGCAGGCAGAUGACUCUUCUGGGACUGCCCUGCCAGGUGACAUGGGCUCUGGUCCCCAAAGCAAGAGGUAUGAAAGUGAAUUACUUGUAGAAUCUCUAAUGGCAUGGAUCCCCACAGCACUGCCACCUGGCCUGUCUCUUUAGCAAAGUCUGAGGGUACUUCUUCGGAGACUGGCUCUGCUGCAUUUCUCCAAAGUCCUUGAAUCCUACUCAGAGUGUUAGGAGAAUAAUUUCAACCUGUGUUUCUUGGCACAAACCUAGGCCACUUAAAAGAUAAAAUCAGGGCUGCACCUCUUAGUGCCACUGCAUGCUAGCUCUAAGGCCCCACUCUCAUGACUAGGGCAAUACUUCUUAAUACUUGCAGGUAGUACCAGUAUGCAUAAAAAUCCAUGCAAUUUUAGGCAGCAUUUCAGAACAUGGAUUUCUAAAUGCACAGAAUCUCCUGAACCCAGCAGUUCAGGAAGGAUGUUUUGUAAUUUUUUGGUGCUUUUUUACUACUUUUCCACUGAAAUUAAACAUCUGAGAUCACUGCUA